This is a messenger RNA of Indicator indicator, 3686 nucleotides long. RefSeq names its product RNA binding motif protein 12 (gene RBM12). The record is from RefSeq and is a predicted model, not a curated record. Bases 179 to 2821 code for a protein of 880 amino acids. Gene Ontology annotation, molecular function: RNA binding. Gene Ontology annotation, biological process: regulation of RNA splicing. Lineage: Eukaryota; Metazoa; Chordata; Aves; Piciformes; Indicatoridae. The transcript has 3 exons. Gene Ontology annotation, cellular component: nucleoplasm; ribonucleoprotein complex.
UUGGCGUGGAGUGGGGCCCGGGGCGGCUUGGCUUGGCUCCUUUCUAACCCUUUUCCCCCGUACAGAUUCCUCGUCUAAAAGUUGGUUUUAAUUGGUUGCCCACAGGAUUGGCUUGGCUUCUGCUACUUGUUAAGAAAAAAACAUCUGUCUUUGCAGGUGUGUGUUGUUUCAGCGCAGCAUGGCUGUGGUCAUCCGCUUGCAAGGUCUCCCGAUUGUGGCGGGUACCAUGGACAUUCGCCACUUCUUCUCUGGAUUGACCAUUCCUGAUGGGGGCGUGCAUAUUGUAGGGGGUGAACUGGGUGAGGCUUUCAUCGUUUUUGCCACUGAUGAAGAUGCCAGGCUUGGUAUGAUGCGCACAGGUGGUACCAUUAAAGGGUCAAAAGUAACGCUAUUGCUGAGCAGUAAAACUGAAAUGCAGAACAUGAUAGAACUCAGUCGCAGGCGUUUCGAAACUGCCAAUCUAGAUAUGCCACCAGCAAAUGCUAGCAGGUCAGGACCCCCACCUAGUUCUGGAAUGAGUGGAAGGGUUAACUUACCUACUACUGUACCUAACUUCAAUAAUCCUUCUCCUAGUGUAGUAACUGCUUCCACUACUGUCCAUGAAAGCAAUAAAAACAUACCCACAUUUUCGACUGCCAGUAUGGGGACUGCACCUCCAAAUCUUGGGAGUACCUUUGGUAGCCCAACAUUUAGCUCAACUAUACCUAGCACUGCAUCUGCAAUGAACACAGUACCUCCUCCUCCAAUCCCCCCUAUCCCAGCUAUGCCAUCUUUGCCACCAAUGCCUUCUAUUCCCCCAAUACCUGUUCCACCUCCUGUACCCACUCUGCCUCCUGUUCCUCCAGUUCCUCCGAUACCCCCUGUGCCCCCUGUGCCUCCAAUGACACCUAUGCCUCCCAUAUCAGGAAUGCCUCCUAUGAAUCCUCCACCCGUAGCACCUUUACCCACUGGAAUGAAUGGGUCUGGAGCAGCAGUGAAUAUGAACAGCGGCUUGAAUCCAUUGUUUAUUGGUCCCAUGAAUCCUGUAAAUCCUAUCCAGAUGAAUUCUCAAAGUACUGUCAAGCCGAUUCCAAUCAAUCCAGAUGACUUGUAUGUCAGCGUUCAUGGAAUGCCCUUUUCUGCCACAGAAUCUGAUGUGAAAGACUUUUUCCUUGGGCUCCGUGUGGAUGCAGUCCAUAUGCUGAAGGAUCAUGUAGGUCGAAAUAAUGGAAAUGGACUAGUUAAGUUUUUUUCUCCUCAAGAUACAUUUGAAGCACUGAAGCGAAACAGAAUGCUGAUGAUUCAGCGCUAUGUUGAAGUUAGUCCUGCAACAGAGAGACAGUGGGUGGCUGCUGGAGGCCACAUAACUUUCAAGCAAACCAUGGGUCCCUCUGGGCAGUCACACCCUCCUCCUCCCCAGGUGCAUUCUAGGUCCAAGUCUCCAGGUGGACAGAAAAGGUCACGGUCAAGAUCUCCCCAUGAGCAGGGUUUCUGUGUUCAUUUGAAAGGUCUUCCCUUUGAAUCAGAGAACAAACAUGUCAUAGAUUUUUUUAAAAAGCUGGAUAUAGUUGAAGACAGCAUUUAUAUAGCUUAUGGACCUAAUGGGAAGGCCAUUGGGGAGGGGUUUGUAGAGUUCAGGAAUGAAACUGAUUAUAAAGCAGCUUUGUGCCAUCAUAAGCAGUACAUAGGGAAUCGCUUCAUUCAAGUUCACCCAAUCACUAAGAAGGCAAUGUUAGAAAAAAUAGAUCUGAUCCGUAAGAGAUUGCAGAAUUUCAGCUAUGACCAGAGGGAAAUCCUAAUGAAUGCUGAGGGAGAGCCAGGCCCGACAAAGCUGUGUGCACAUAUAUCUAAUAUUCCCUACAACAUAACAAAGUUGGAAAUCCUGCAGUUUCUAGAGGGACUGGCAGUAGAAGAAAGCUCUGUGCAGAUUCUUGUUGAUAAUAACGGGCAAGGUUUAGGGCAAGCACUGGUUCAGUUUAAAGCUGAAGAUGAUGCUCGUAAGGCAGAGCGCUUGCACCGUAAAAAGCUGAAUGGAAGAGAUGUUGUUUUGCGGUUGGUAACUAUGGAAGAAAUGAGGGACAUUGAGAGAAACCCUCCAGCUCAAGGGAAGAAGAUACUGAAAAUCCCGCUGCCAGGAAAUGCGUCUGUGCCAGGGGUGCAGGGUGCUGGCAGCGAUGAGCAUGCCUUCCUAGGGGGAAAUGCCAAAGAUGGAAACAAUGGUCCUCCAUUUAAUUUCCCUGGUAAUUUCAGUGGGUCUGGCACGUUUGGUCCUCCUCUCCCACCGCCGGGAAUAGGUGGCUUUCCUGAUUCCAGACCAGGAUUACCUACAGUUGCAACUAGCGGUUUACCUGGUGCAGGUAUUGAAGUCCCAGGUUUUGCAGGGGGUCCUGGUAAUUUGAGUGGACCAGCAGGUUUUGCAGGAGGUCCUCAGAGUUUUGGUAAUGGUCCUGGCAGUUUAAGUGGGCCACCUGCCUUUGGUGCUGGCCCUCCAGGAAUUGCUAGUGGUCUUGGACAUUUAAGUGGACCUCCAGGGUUUGGACCUGGACCUGGAAAUAUACAUAUUGGUGGACCCCCAGGUUUUGGAACAGGGUCUGGGAAGCCAGGACCAACUGUCAUUAAAGUGCAGAAUAUGCCCUUUACUGUUUCAGUGGAUGAAAUUUUGGAUUUCUUUUAUGGUUACCAAGUGAUCCCUGGUUCAGUGUGCUUAAAAUACAAUGAAAAAGGCAUGCCCACUGGAGAAGCAAUGGUUGCAUUUGAGUCUCGUGAUGAAGCUAUGGCAGCUGUUGUGGAUUUAAAUGACAGGCCUAUAGGCUCCAGGAAGGUAAAACUUGUUUUAGGGUAGCUGUUAAUACAAAGUAGUUGUAGAAUAGAUGUUCAUAGUGCUGUGAUAAAUGCAUCCAAAUUGGUUUUUAUAGUAUUUCCAGGAUAGAACCAGUGGGUUGUUUCCAUGGUAAUGCAGCUGGGCUUUGCCGGAGCACUGGGUUAGCUUGCAUCUGAAACAGCGUGAGCAGAGACAUGCACUGGAUGUUUCCGUACCAGUAUGUGGAGCAGCUGUUCUGAGUCCUCCUCAUGGGAAUGUGGUCACUAUACUGGACACAGUGGUUAUCAAGGGGUCUGGCUUGGUUUUAUGUAGUCUCAGAUAAGGGAAAUGAAGUCAGUGAAGCUCUUCAGUGGGUGCUCUUGCAAGCCAUUGUAAAAUAGCUACUUCUGGAUUUGGUUAAAAGCUGGUUGAAUUUGCUUUGUUUACAGGUCAAAGCUUUGUUUGAAAUCCUGAUUUUACUCUGCAACUGAAUGACUUCUCAGUGUACACAGAUUAAUUGUUUUGUGUAUGUAUCUUUAUUUUUUCAAGACUCUCACUGUACGAACAGUUGAAUUAUGCCCAUUGCUGAUGUGUCUACCAAACUAAUUCCUUUAAGUAUGAGCAGAAUCAUUCUGUAAAGUUCAAGCUGUUCUUUGUGGAAUAAUCUUUAGUUAUUUAUAUGUUGCAAUUAUAACUGUGCAGAAUAAGACUUUUGCCACAAGUAUAGCUAACCUCAAACAUUAUCAUAUGAGUUUUAUAGUACACUUAAAAAAAAAUUCAAGUAGAAGUAACAACUUGAAAAUGCUCAUUACUGUUUAAGUAGCUUGAUUUGUUAGGCUGACUUGACUCAGUUGGGAUAGGAUCUUUGACAUUAGUUGGAUAUUGAUGUUGUAUUUCUUCUGUCUCU